Messenger RNA from Cylicocyclus nassatus, 399 nucleotides. The record is from the annotation of a GenBank genome assembly. NCBI's taxonomy places the organism in Eukaryota, Metazoa, Nematoda, Chromadorea, Rhabditida, Strongylidae.
AUGUUGUCACCAUUCAAAACGUUGUUCUACUUUUUUCUCAUUAUUCCAGUGUCUUCUAAACGAGACUGGUGUGCUGAUUAUUAUAUGUGGAACAGGAUUAAUUCCAACAGGUCUCUAUACAGAAAAGAAGGUGAAGGUCUCACCCAAGGAUUCAAAAACUAUUGCCAAAUGAAAAUUCAUGAAGAUGUACCCAUAACGUACGUUUAUGCUGAAACUAACAAUCCGCUAUUCAAAAAAAUUCACCACUGGAUGUAUGUAGAUUGUCUUCGAAAUAUUCCAGACACAAUUAUAUUCAAAGCGUAUCAUGACCGAGACGAGAACUGGGAGAAAGCAGCACGUGAACUUGCUUUGGAAAACGAAUUUCUCUACCCAUCAAUGUGCAAUGUAAGGCAAGUUUAG